GCCCUUCCGCUGCAGCAGCAAUAGCGGCCGGUGGGGGCCGCGCAGGCGCAGGUGUGGACGCGCACGGGGUGACCUUGGGGGGCACUGGUGCCGCUUCCCCGCCCGGCCCAGCGCGGAGCCCGCGGCCAUGGCGGCGCCCUGGGGCAGCGCGGAGCCGCCCGACUCGGGCUGGGAGCGCCUGCGCCAGCUCUGGCAUCGCGACGAGGUGGGCAACAUAUCCGAGGAUGCGAUGGACAUCAUCAAAAGCGCCUUCUCGGCUAUGGUGGUGGGCUUCAUCUACGGUGGCGCACCUGCCUUCCUGCAGGCCAAGCGGCAGUUUGUGGAGCGCGCCCAAGGGGAUGUCUUCUACAGCCGCCUGGAUGCCGUGCAAUCAGCACAGACUGCUGGACUCAGGGGUUUCAUCCGGUAUGGCUGGCGCUGGAGCUGGAGAAUUACUGUAUUUGUGACAGUAUUCAACACAGCAAGCACUGGCCUGUCUUUGUACUAUGAUAAAGUCAGCCUCAGUCAUUAUGUUGCAGCAGGAGCCCUUACAGGAAGCCUGUUCAGAAUGCAUUUGGGCCUGCGUGGCCUGGCAGUGGGCGGCAUCUUUGGGGCACUGUUAUGCAUUCCUGCAGGAGGACUACUGAUUGCAGUGCAGAAGCUCUGUCCAGAAACCAUGGUGGAAAGACGAAAGAGGAAGCAAAGGGAGCUGUAUGAGCAGAAGACAGCAGAGUGGGGAGCCAGGCUUAAUUCAAUUGAAAUUGCCUUGGAAGAAAUGGAAAGGGAUAAUAAGAAAGGAGGCAUGGAGGAAGAUACCAAGAGGAUUCAAGAAUUGCUUAAUCUGCCCAAGAACUCUCUGCCAUCAGAAGAUAGGAAUUAAUUUGAUUCUGGAUGUAGACCUCUGACAUCUUCACUGAAAGGCUGGCAUGAAUCAGUGUGUCCCUUCUGCUUUUGACAGCCACAAAUGAUGACCAUGAAUCUUGGCACAGGGAGUGUUAGAGAGCCUUGGGAAAUGGAAACGCCAGCUCCCAAUGAUGGCUAAUGUACACAGCUAGGAGAGGGGUGGGACAAUAUGAGGGUGAAUUGUCCCACCCCCACCUGGAGCAGCGCAGCAGGGGCAAGAAUGGGAUGGGGAGCCACUGCUGGAGGUGAGGGGAGUUAAGCAGCACUCAGCCAGCUGCAGCCACACCAGGAACAGUCCCAGCAGAAGCUGCAUGUGCUGGCAAGGCCAGGGCUGGUGUGACUUUCUGCUCCCCAUGCCUCCAGCUAUGGCUCCUGCUUCUGCUGUGCUGCUCUAUGCGGGCAGGUGGGAAGAAAGCUUCAGCUGGAUGGCUCCUGCCGCAGUGUGUGGGGCUCUGACUCCAGCUUCUAUCUGCGCCACCUGCCCACAGGUGGCUGCUCUUCACCAGGGAUCCUGCUUUUCUCUGAUUUAAAAAAAAAUCCCCAAUUUUUGGUUUAACUCCCCUUCCCCCCCCAUGCACAUUUUUCCAUGAUUAAAAUGAAACACCAUUAUAUAUAUGUAUCUAUAUAUUAGUGAUAUUUCAUUUUGAUCAUGGAAAAAUGUGGAUUUUAGGUUCCUUUUUUUUUUAAUUCCCAAUUUUUGCUUUAAAUCGGAGAAAACCAGGAUCCCAGCUCAUCAUGCUGGAUGGGCAGAGUGAGUAGAAGGCAGCCAGGAGCUGGAGCAGUGCAGCAGGAGCAGCAGCUGUAGCUAGAAACAAGGGAAGCAGAACAGCCCCACUGGCCCAGGCCCUAGCCAGUGCACAGCUUCUGGUGGGACUGUUCCCAGUGCAUUUGUAGCCAGCCAGGUGCUGCUCUGCUCCCCCUCCCUCCAGUUAGGCUUCUUCCACUCCUGCCCAUGCUGUGGCAAGGUGUGGGGAGAAGCUUCAGCCUGGCAGCUCCUGCUGGAGAUGAGGGGAGCAGAGAAGCACCUGGCCAGCUGCAGCCACACCAGGAACAGCCUCACCUGAAGCUGCACGCUGGCCAGGGCCUGAGUCAGGGUUGGUGGGUUAGGGUUGGCAGGUGUGGGCAGGAGCUCAGCACAGGCUGCCCCAGGUGGGGGUCAGCCCCAUGCAUAGUGCCACAGGGCCAACCACAGACUGAGCAAGUACUGCUGCAUGCACCCCCCUCCCCCCCACACUAUAGGGCAUGCUCAGAGCAGAUCAUGUGCAUCCUGCUCCUGAGCACUGCUCCCUGCCCAGCCAAAGCCCCAUAGGGAUUUUCGGUGAGUUGGGGGGAGGGGGGUGUUGACCUGGCCCGUGACAGCUCAUCAAUACUCCCUGUGUGGCCCUUUGGCCCAAAUAAUUGCCCACCCCUGUGCUAAUCCCUUCAACACAUCUUAACCUUGUUCUGGUGGGACCAGUGCUGUGGGUUGAAGAAGUCUGCUGAGUGGGUCUGGUCAGGCUGCUCACAGUAAUAGAGACUUGGCUGUGAUCAUGAUUGGAGUAUGUUACAACUGAGGCUGAGGGAAGGAAUCAGGCUUCCUGGAGAGAACAGGCCUUGGGAAUCUCACAUAAAGAACAUCCUUCUGGAAUGGGUCCUACAGCAAGGAUGACACUUCUGUUGGCUGGAGGGAUUGGCAUUAUGGGGCAAAGAUACCCCCUAAUAAUAAGUUACAAAUCAUGAUAUCAUCCUGGAGGAAAGAUUGAGAGUGUUGUUUAGACAAAAAAGAAAAAUUAAAUAAUAUUGUAUAGACCUUGUCUUCUAGGAUUGUCUCUUGCUCUGCCCAUGUGGUAUUAGUUCUGGGGAAAAGGUCUGAGCCAUAGCCCGUGAGCGAGGUUCACCAAAGCUCAUCAGUAAGGGUGUGGGCCGUCAAGUCUCACAGCCCCAUUUAGACUUUACCAUGAUUCAGUAACAAGAAGCCUGAAUAAGUGAAAACCUCAUUUCUCACGGGUAUGAUCCAAUGGUUCUCUGGUAGCACUAUGAAGUGAACAUUUGGACUGGAUUUGAAUUAAUAAUGGCCUGUAGCUGUAAGAGUUAUGUCUUCCUUCACCAUUUUGUGCUAGGCAGAGGGUUGUAAGUGCAAGUUCCCAUUCUGUUUAACUGAAAUAAAAUGCCCAACAAGGUUGAAGUCAGAAGCAAGCUCUUUUCUGCCUCUGGCACUUAAUGCUCCCUGACCCUGGAAUGAUUUUAUGGCUCCCUUUCCAAAAGUUCAGCCAGCUGUAUAUUAUCACUAAGUUCUGCCCAAACAUUAUUCCUCCCCCAGGGUGGUUGGUUACAGCUGCACAGCUCCUUUAGCAGAGCAUAUCCCAUGCACACAAGCCAGAUUUUUGGAUACAUUUCCUCAUUUUUAAUAAGCACCUACUUUUCAUAUUUUCCAAAAGGAGCAUUUUGUUUGUUAAACAUGGUACUGCAGAAGGAGACAAAUGCAUUUUUUGGUUGGGCUUUGUUUUUCUUCUCCCCCUGCUCUACCACAGAGGGAGAAAUGUGUAUUGCUUUGGUGCAGCUUAAUUCUCAGCCCUCCGCCCCCUCCCAGUUUAAACUCCCCAGUGCAGCCAACAUGUCCUUCUGGCCAAAGAAGUCUAGUCCCUUGCUAAGAUUACUUUUAGUCAUUGACUAGCUUUCUUUUUUCCCAUGCCUACCUAUGGUUUUGCUGGUACCUGCCUACCAAACAUCCCACACCCCCACAGCUUGCUUUUUGUGGUGACAGAGCAGCAUGUACCUCAGUCUCAUUAUGCCUCUUCCUCUUUUCAGUGCCCUUUGUGCAAUGACUAAGAUGAUGCUCAUUUUCCUGUGCGUGGCCUCUUGCACGGUGGUACUCUUUCUGAGAAAAUAAUUGGAACCUACCUCCCAUUUUCCAUUGAUAUAUUUUUCCCUUGUCCCCCCCUCGUUCAGGGUGGUGAGAAUCGAAUGCCUGGCCAUACUGUGCCUUAGCGUUGUCAGGUUCCCAUAUUAGCAGUUGGUCUGUCGGUGUUUAGAAACAGAAUCACCCUUCUUGCUGUGUUUCCUGUAAAGUAAGCAUUUCUAUGUAGUUCCUUAUUUCUUCUAAUAAAGCCAUUGACUAGAAUGGGAAGAGUAAA
Alligator mississippiensis (American alligator) is the source of this 3995-nucleotide messenger RNA. RefSeq names its product translocase of inner mitochondrial membrane domain containing 1 (gene TIMMDC1). Gene Ontology annotation, cellular component: mitochondrion. The transcript is spliced from 7 exons. The coding region runs from base 128 to 859 and encodes 243 amino acids. Lineage: Eukaryota; Metazoa; Chordata; Crocodylia; Alligatoridae. The record is from RefSeq and is a predicted model, not a curated record.